This is a messenger RNA of Anopheles nili, 2069 nucleotides long. It is a transcript of the gene MTPAP, whose product is annotated as poly(A) RNA polymerase, mitochondrial. NCBI's taxonomy places the organism in Eukaryota, Metazoa, Arthropoda, Insecta, Diptera, Culicidae. Gene Ontology annotation, molecular function: poly(A) RNA polymerase activity. Bases 1 to 1920 code for a protein of 639 amino acids. The transcript is spliced from 2 exons. The record is from RefSeq and is a predicted model, not a curated record. Gene Ontology annotation, biological process: mitochondrial mRNA polyadenylation.
AUGUUGCAUAUAUACCGCACAACGGUACACGUAAAACGCGUGAUCGCAGGGCUCGAACGCAUGCACCGGGUGCUUCAGCCGUCUUCCGGUCGACAACGUUUUCUACACACAUCCUUGCCGGUUCGGUAUUGCAGUGCCAAUGUACAAACUUUUGACACGAUGCUUUCCGCUAGGCGGGCGGAAGCGAGACGCAGCAUCCUAGUCCAAGUGAGCUCCGAGCGAUCGUAUAACGAGUUGUUCCAGUACUGCUCACAGUUCGGUGAAAUCGAAAGAUCCUACCACUACCGGGUGGACGGGGACGGUGAUGACGACUGCCACUAUAUUCUGCUGGAGUUUGCUAGCUCAGAUCAGGCGGAUGCAGCCAUGCAAUCCGGGGUGUUUAGUUCCGAGCGACCCGGUGUCCGUGCGAGAUCGAUCUUUCUAUGGUUUCGCACUGGACCGAAACCAAAGCUUGUGGCACAGGAUCAACCAAAGCGUUCACUCGCUCUAGUGAACGGAACGCAACCGAUCGAUGACGCAGAACUGAAUGGGUUGCUUUUCGCAGCAGAAAGCAUAGACGACCAAGUGACGAUAAUGCAUCGCGCCACGAAACUAAACGACCUUGGGAAGCGAUUACGAUUUCUGGCCGUCCGUCAGUUGGAAUCUUCUUUGCAGGGAAUGUUCCCGCAGGCUGUAGCCCAUCCGUUUGGCUCGUCCGUUAACGGAUACGGUCGAAUGGGAUGCGACCUUGAUGUUAUACUGGAUCUGGAUUCUCGCUCGAAUGAUCCGUCAGAUCGGAACUCUCGUCUCGUUUACCACACGAAAGCAACGAAUCCCAACGAACGCACACAAGUACAGCGACAGCUAGAAUCGAUCGGUGACGUUCUGCAAUUGUUCCUGCCGGGUGUUAACAGCGUACGGCGGAUACUUAAGGCACGCGUACCUAUAGUAAAGUACCACCACGAGCACCUUGAUCUCGAGAUUGACCUUACGAUGAACAACACGGCCGGGGUUUACAUGUCGGAACUCUUGUUUCUGUUUGGACAGCUGGAUGCGCGUGUUCGUCCGCUUACCUUCUGCAUUCGCCGUUGGGCACAGGCAGUUGGGUUGACGAACCAAGCGCCGGGAUACUGGAUCACUAACUUUUCACUUACCAUGCUGGUCAUGUAUUUCCUACAGCAACUACCCAGCCCAGUUCUGCCAUCGAUCAAUAAGCUAAUCCAGUUAAGUGCAGCUUCCCAGCCGACUGGUUCAUCUCCCGUAACAGCUGCCUUUGGCGAAGGCGGACCCGAGUGGGUCUGUGCGUUUCUUAAAAACCCGCUUAUCUACGGCUCGUUUCGUAGCGAAAACCAGUCUACGCUGGAGCAACUGUUGGUGCAAUUUUUCGAGUUCUAUUCGCAAUUCGAUUUCAAUAACCGUGCGAUCAGUCUCAACAUUGGGUCAACCAUUCUGAAACCUGACCACAGUCCGAUAUACAUCGUCAACCCGCUAGAGACGAUGCUGAACGUGAGCAAGAACGUUAAUCUCGAAGAGACGGAGCUCUUUCGGAUGCAGGUGCGCAACGCCCUGUGGUUGCUGGAAACGCACGGGAAGGACACAACCGGCACUAAAGCUUCGACCCCAGUCGAGCUUUGGGGACUCGGGAGCCUGUUUGGUCCGAAACAGCACGAGCGUAUUACGCCGCAGAUGUUUUUCACGAAGCGAAUGUUGAACGUAAAGGACAUCUUCGAUGAGGUGCCGUCUGACGAGCCGCCCUUGAAUCAACGCCAAUAUCGAAAUUCGGCCGUUAAAAACCAAAUUGCCGCGAUACAGCGUGAUACCAAGGCGGAGAUACACAAGCUGACCAGCGUCGACGCUCGUAGCGGAAGCAUGGACGCAAGGACACCCUCCACUAUCGAAGGAACGGGCGUGAAGCUAAAGCGCAACACGAAGCGACGGUGAUUAGGGUUAUUUUGCGGCUGAAGAAUAAAAAAGUUCCACAGAGGAGUAGCAAAAUCAUGGCGUAGCUGUCCUGACGUCCACAUCCGCAAACGAACGGAAAUCCAAACGCGAUCGGUUGGGUUUAUAUUUGAUUUCUUUAUUUCGAUACA